Molecule: messenger RNA, 1380 nt
Organism: Sodiomyces alkalinus F11
Lineage: Eukaryota; Fungi; Ascomycota; Sordariomycetes; Glomerellales; Plectosphaerellaceae
Exons: 2
Coding region: 111-1319 (402 amino acids)
Source: RefSeq, a predicted model, not a curated record
UUCAUGAGCAAGUUCAGGGUUCAGUUGAACCAUCUCAUCAGUAUAUAACAACCCCAGUUUUCUGUGAAGAUCGGAACGCCCUUGUAUCACACAAUCCCCUCAAAGUGAUCAUGUCUGGCCCCGAGAAUCCCAUGCCCCCACCAACUCUCAAGCCCCAAGUGUCCAAGCGGACCAUCCUCAUGGCUGGCCUCCCCUGCGAUGUCUAUGGCCUUGAGGAACUUGCCUCGGCAACGUUAUCGGAACAGGGGCUCUCUGGUCUCUCGUGCCUGUGGCUCCAUCACCCGCGCACCAGGAGCAAAGAAGACAUGGGUUCCUUCGCAGACCGCAUCAUGAGCGAAUGGCAUUGUCGACAAGAACAGCAGCAACAACAACAACAGCAGCAGCAGCAGCAGCAGCAGCAGCAGCAGAAGAGAAGCAGCAGGGGGAGGCGCGGACUCCUCGCCCUAGCGUUUGAUCAACGAAACCACGGAGGUCGGAUGGUCGAGGAGCGUGCGAACCGGGCGUGGCGCAACGGGAACCCAGCGCACGCCGUCGACAUGUUUGGUGGCAUUGCGGGAAUGGUAACUGACACCCAGGGGCUGAUGGACCUGGUAGCUGGCUACGUGAGGAUGGAGGUGGAGUCGAUCCUUCAACGGAGUGGCGAGGGGAGAGGCGGAAGCAGGGCGGAAUGGGAUGUCGAAGUCGACCAACAUCUCGUGCUGGGCGUGAGUCUGGGCGGGCAUAGCGCAUGGCAGGCCCUGUUCGCCGAAGAAAGAAUCAAAGCUGGUGUGGUCAUCAUCGGCUGUCCUGAUUACAUGGCGCUCAUGUCUAACCGGGCGAAGUUGUCCAAGCUCACUACCUUCAGGGCAGACGACGACGGUGCUUCGUUCCUGGGUAGCAGAGACUUCCCCCGGGAUCUCGUCCGCGCUUGCUUGAGACAUGAUCCCAAAGGUAUUCUCUUCGGCACUGCCCCUAUUCCGGAGGCCACUGCCACCCUCUCCCCAGAGGAACAGCGCAGGUUGCGGGGCAUUCUGGAUAACCACGUUCGAGGAAAGAAAGUGCUGGUCUGCUCGGGCGGCGACGACAAGUUGGUGCCGUAUACCAUGGCCCGUCCGUUCGUGGAGUUUUUGGAGAACGCUACUCGGACAUGUUACGCCGACCUUGGCUUGGUUGUGGAAAAUAUAGUAUACGAAGGUGUCGGCCAUGUAUUUAGUGAUGGCAUGGUGAAAGAUGCUUGCCGAUUCUUGCUUGACGAGGUGGAGUCCGCUCCCGUAGCUGAUACAUCUGCGACAGAGUCAGGCUCUAGGACUGCAGGUGAUGAGGGUCGGUCGAAGAUCUAGACGGCGCUGCACUUAAUAUUAAUACAUGCACGAUCGUCUAUGAAUAUCUGCAUGCAUUCGU